Messenger RNA from Lutzomyia longipalpis, 874 nucleotides. RefSeq names its product RPII140-upstream gene protein (gene 140up). Bases 1 to 822 code for a protein of 273 amino acids. The transcript has 3 exons. Gene Ontology annotation, cellular component: mitochondrion. The record is from RefSeq and is a predicted model, not a curated record. NCBI's taxonomy places the organism in Eukaryota, Metazoa, Arthropoda, Insecta, Diptera, Psychodidae.
AUGCUCAAAUCCUCAGCAAAGCACCUGCCCCUGAUGGCAUUCCUUCCGAUGAUCUUUGAGAAGCAUGACGAUGUAUCAAAGGACAUCAAAACAGCCCGAGAUUAUGAUUCAAGACUCGUGAGUGAAGAGACCGGGAAGGAGCGCCUGAAGAAGAUGUUUACGAUAAAUUCCGAGGAUGGAGUCUCUCCGGAGUUGACAUCAAUGAAUCAAGCGGGAUUAAUAGGAAUGUUCGUGGGUGCAUGCUAUGGGGGCUUCCUGCACUCCCGCAAAGCCUAUGUGGAUUUCAUGGAAAGGAAUCUUGCCACCAGCUUCGCAUCUCACCUCGAUGCAAAGAAGAAACUCCAGCAUGCCGUCACAAUGAGCUUUGGAAAGGGAGCCUUCCGGUGGGGCUGGCGCUUGGGGCUCUUCACCUACACCUACGUUGGCCUGGUCACAACAAUAUCCACCUACAGAGGAAAAUCUUCAAUCUUAGAAUACGCCCUAGCAGGAGCUGGAGCUGGGGCAUUUUAUAAGAUGAAUCGGGGAUUACGAGGCAUGGCAGCUGGUGGAAUAUUCGGAUGUGCAUUUGGUACCGUCGGUGGGAUUCUCUCGUUAACCAUCCUCCGUGCCACGGGUAUGUCAAUGGAGGAGGUACGCUACUGGCAGUACAAAUGGAAAGUCGACCGGCAGAAUACCAUCAAAGCCAGAUUACCCUCAACUCCCAACGCAGAGGAGGAUCCCAUUCUAAAGGCACACGAUGCAGGACUUGGAGAGAAGAAAAUCUCUCUGGAUGUACUUGAUACAACGGAAGCAACGGCUGCUUCUCAGAAAACUACAAAGUGAUGUAAAAAUCUUUAGCUAAAAAUUAGAUAUUAAAAAUAAAACUUUUAAAUUA